Molecule: messenger RNA, 1182 nt
Organism: Zea mays
Lineage: Eukaryota; Viridiplantae; Streptophyta; Magnoliopsida; Poales; Poaceae
Exons: 5
Coding region: 327-683 (118 amino acids)
Source: RefSeq, a predicted model, not a curated record
ACUGCUUGCUAAGUUGCUUUGCUCAAUUUGCUGCUUGCUAGCCUUCUACAGUGCUCCGGCUGCUUGCCUGGUUGCUUGGCUUUGGCUAGUUGGCUUAGUUGCUCGCGUAGUUGCGUUGGCCGCGUUGCUGCUUGCAGUUUCUGCUUGCUUUGUUGCUUGCUAUUUGCAAAUUUAGUUGCCCUGCAGUUGCAAAUUGCAAUAGAUUCAAGCUCAGCAAGGUCGGCAAAAAGAAAGGCUCUAGAAAGAGUUACUGAUUUGACAUAUAAUCUACAAGGAAUUCUUCAUCUAAGGUCGUGCUCCGCCAUUGGGGAGGGAGGUGGUGGGGAAUGGCGGCGGCGACGCUCCGGUGGGUGCUGCAGCUGCACCGGGACGUACCGCGGGCAGCACGGUUCUACUCGGAGGGUCUCGACUUCAGUGUAAACGUCUGCACGCUCCGCUGGGCCGAGCUGCAGUCGGGGCCGCUCAAGCUCGCACUCAUGCACACCAACGACAGUAAUCUUGCAUCGCAGAGAGUCUAUUCUUCAAUGCUCUCCUUCACUGUACCAGACAUAAACAGUGCCGUAUCGAAGCUAAUGGCAUUGGGAGCCGAGUUGGAUGGGCCAAUCAAGUAUGAGAUCCAUGGAAAAGUUGCAGCACUGCGAUGCAUCGAUGGGCACAUGCUAGGCCUGUACGAGCCAGCUUGAAGAACUCGUGUCACAACGAAAGUAUUGAGAAGUUCCAUUAACCACUCACUGAAGACUGAUGUGUAUGUCCGGCAAAAGAUCUUUCCGCGUAAGACAACUUACUGGGCCUGGUGUGCAUGAAGUGGCAGAACUCCUUUUGUUAGCAAAAUCACGAGAGACACGGUGGAUGGUUUGCAGUCUACCAUUCUCUUCCUCGUGCUGCUGGUUAUGAUACACAUUUUUCUCGAACUGAAUGUGCCUAGCAGGUCGUCGUGGUAAGCUGAAGCCAGGUUUCAGUGGUCCUGCUCGGUCAUGGCCUUGCUUCAUGGCAUUGUGCCAGUACAUCUAAUUCAAGUUUCAGUUGUAGUUUGACUGACAUUACAUGUGUGCGUAGUUUCAAUUUGCAAUUCAAGUGCAGGAGUGCUCUGCCCCUGAUCAUCCAUGUAAUUGAAAUUCUUCUGUAAGCAUUUGUUCUGACAGUAUAAUUGUGGACCAUAAAGUUGCUGUUAACUUGUGUGUA